GAUGGCAUCUGCACAAGGGACAAGGUCCUGCUGCUCGUGGUCACUGGGAGAGGGUGGUGGUGACUUGGGACACUGAGGCUCUGUCUCUACCUCAGCUUUAAGAACGAGGCUGGGCACUGCUGUUCUCAUUCCCCUGGAUGUGCUGAGCACCUGCUGGCAUGAGGUUUUUCCUCCAGUAUGUGGGCUGCUUUUUUGCUUUUUUCUCUGCUGGGUUUUUGAUAACAUCUACCUGGACAGACUGCUGGAUGGUGAAUGCUGAUGACUCCCUGGAGGUGAGUACAAAAUGCCGUGGCCUGUGGUGGGAAUGUGUCACGAAUGUUUUUGAUGGGAUCCAAACUUGUGAUGAGUACGACUCCAUCUAUGCCGAGCACCCUGUGAAGCUGGUGCUGACCCGAGCCAUGAUGAUCACAGCAGAUAUCCUGGCAGGAUUUGGAUUUCUCUUCCUUGUGCUGGGAUUGGACUGCGUGAAAUUCCUUCCCGAUGAGCCACUCAUCAAGCUGCGCAUCUGCCUGGUGUCUGGAGUUAUGUUGCUCCUUGCAGGUCUCCCAGGCAUUACGGGCUCAGUGUGGUACGCGGUUGAUGUCUACGUGGAGCGCUCCUCUCUGGUCUUCCACAACGUGUUUCUGGGCAUUCAGUACAAGUUUGGCUGGUCGUGCUGGCUCGGCAUGGCAGGGUCACUCGGCUGUUUCUUAUCUGGGUCCCUGCUCACCUGCUGCAUGUAUCUCUUCAGAGAGACCAGUUCUGGAAGAUUCCACUCUGCUUACUCCUUGAGGAAAGGCUAUUCCUCAGCUGCGACCGUCGUAACAAAUGUGCAUUUGCCAUCCUCACAAACAGCCACUGCCAAAAUGUAUGCAGUGGACACAAGAGUGUGAGGAGCAGGUAGGUGCUCCAGAAAGCAUUCUGCUUUUAUUUGUAGUGGAUUGCACAGAGACCCAAGCUCUUGUGGUUGUGAUACAGAUGUAGUUACAUUUCAAGGAUCUACUGCAUGCUACAAUGUUUGCAUUAUGAGAGCUUCAAAAAAAGCCUUCCUUCGAGAAAGUGAUCUCUGAGAGGAUCUUGCUUUAGGGAAUCCUGUUUUCUUGAGUGCUGAGGCCGCUUGCAUGGACUGAAAUAACCAUCACAAACUCUUUCAGCAUUUGUCUCAACACUAUUGGUACAAGGAGAUAAAUCAGCUGUUCCUGAAUCAGACCACAGUGUUCUGCAUGAGGAGCCCCAGACUGCGAGAUGGAUCUGUUUCAUGUCUGGCAACAUAUCAACAGAAUGUACAAAGCAGAAAAUACUGUCAAAAAGAGGGACUGACUGUCUGACCAACAUCUGCACCCUGUGCACCCAGCAUGGGGGUCUGCUUCUCUUACAGGCAGCUGGAGAGUUCUUCAGAAGAUAAGAGUUGUAUUAAGCAUCUGACCCUUUAUUUGGUCCAUGAACUGCUGCACUGAGAAAACACUGCAAAUCCAGGUGCAUUCUCCCCUGCAGAAUAGAAUCCUUCUCAAUCAGUGUUAAAAUGUACAUUACAGAUACUCUAAACUCACUGAGAUCUGGAAAUUGCCAGCUUCAUCCUGCUUAAUAAAGACAUUGCUUGGACAAAGAGAGUGAAGAUCCAAAAUCUGACCUUGUACAUGACAAUGUGUCUAUAUUAGCUAGAAACUAGGAUAAAUGAUAGUAAAAUCUGUUGUCCCUUUCUGUCAAAAGAUAUUUAAAUCCAGUUCAGGACCUACUGCAAUCCAUGCUGCCAUAGGCUGGACCUGGCUGGAGCAUCAGCCAGGUCUUCAUUAGGGUGGGUGGUAAAAACCCAUUGUAGUUUAACAGAUUCCCUAAGGAUGAAUGUGAAAAUUCUUCCAUGCCUUUAACAGAAAGAGAAGCUUAGACAGGGCUUUCUUAGGGUUGUUAGGAACUGUUCAAAUUCAGUCCUUUCUACUGUGGGCACCACAUCAUAAGGUCACGGGCACUGGAGGUUGAGAAAAGGCUCUCAGCACAGAGAUGUGUCUGCUCAGGGACAGUGAAGAAACAACAGUGGAGUCUCAGCAUGGUGUGCACAGCCAUGAGUACUCAGGCACCACCAGAGGUAGGCUUCCUCCACGGACUACUUGGUGGUGAGAUUGGAUUUUCUUCUCCCAGAGAGUAUGAAGUAAAAUGUUACGUUAUGUGGGCCAGAGGUGGAUGGGAUGGCUGAGGAUGGAGUGGGCUAUGUCUCAGAUAUCACCUCUGAUAGCCCCUACGAUGGAAAAUGAAGGGAUGAGUCUUCUGAUGGAUUAUCCUGGAAGCAGCAUCUUGUGCUGCAGCACAGAACUGAUCAGCAUCGUUAAAACAUAACCGAGUCCUGACACGGCUCCUAGUCAAGAAGUACUCAGGCUCUGGAACAGACAGGACAACAGCAGGUCCUUAUGGCUCUGCUACAGGCUCAAGCACCUCCACAGGGCCCAGACCAUAAUGCAGCCAUCUCAGCAAGAGCCCUUGUGGCAGCGCUGCUGCCCAGGUGACGGAGGUUCGUGCCUGCAGAGUUCAUGCUGCUUGGGUUGGCAGAUGUUUGUGUUAGUCCAACUGAAAGCAGGUUAUUGCCAACAGAGGAACUGUAUUGAACAGAUGUAAACACAGUAGGGGAAGUGAUGGAGGCUUUUUUACAAGGUUCUGGGAGUCAAGGAAUACAAGAGUUAUGAGUGAUGUGAUGAAUUCACAGAUCUCACCAAGAAUGCACAAAGAGAUCGGAGGUGACAGGAAUUUCUGCCUGUUAACUGCAUCCAGAGCUUGGUUGUUCUUUUUUUUUUUUUUUUAAGUUUUUCACAGUCACAUCAGAAAUGUGUUUGCUGUGGGGUUUUGGGGCAGGAGAGCUGAUGCUGCUGAUAUGCUCUGCCGGGGCAAGGAAGUUCUGGGAACUCUUUUGAGUCUGGUUCCUGGGUUGUGCCCCUGAUCCCCUGCUCCUUCAGGGACACACUGGAAAUGAGAUGGAGGGUGAACACACCCUAAAGGCAGAGUUGUGCUCAGUGACUGCUCCACUGCCCACAUCCCCACUCCUGCCCAGAGAGGCAAAUAGUCCCUCAGCCUCCCCGAGGGAGGAGAGAUGCCGCAGUGCCACAGGCAGCCUCGGCUCGACUCACGCAGCACACAUAUGCUCCUGGGUAGGACUUGCUGAGCAAAGACUUCAUCAGUUGGACCAAAAUUCUGAAUCAAAACCUCCCCAGCCUAUACAGCCAGCACAUUGUUCCUCCCCACAAACACUCAGGGACACCCUCCAGCCUCUUGUUGCUGUUUUCAAUAGCUUUUUCUGAGCAUGAAGAUUAUUUCUUGCUGCAAAGACUUAUUCCUUUUUUAGCAAAGGAGAAAUGCAGAUUAAUUGCAGAUCCCAGACCAUUGAUUUCUCCUGUUCAGUAGUUGAGGAGAAUUUUGGGCCUUCAUCCUAGUGGUCUUCAGCUUGAUUUAAGGUGGUGGGAGCUGUUUUGUGACUUGCAAUGUGUGGGACACACCAAGCAGUGGCUCAGUGGGCACUUUGGGAUCUAAUGCCUGUGCCUUGAUCAGGGGUGAAUAUAAAGGAGUUGUCUCAUUAGUCUCUGCAGCCCUGUGCUCCUUCUGGGGGUACACAAAUAGAGCACAUGCAUACCCCAAAUACUAUCUUAACUCAGGGUCCAUCCUCCUCAAAUACACUUUGCAUACAAAGAAUAUACAUACAAAUGUUCUUGCAUAAAAGAAUAUUGCAUAAACACUUGUGAACCUCUCUUCUUCAGUAUCUGUGUGGAAUAAGAGUUAAUUUUUUAACCAUGCUUCUAUUCUAGCCAAACUCUAUGAUAGGUUUUGAGAAUCCAUCACCUGCACAAGAGGACUAGGAAGAGGUCACAGCAACCCUUAGGUUUGCCAGGUUAAUGUUUUGUAACAACUGGUCCAGUGCUGCACUGCUUCAUUAUUCAAAUUCUGCUGACAAUCUAUCUGAUGUUUUGAUCAGGUGUUGUUAUUUAAUUGUUAAUCCCUGUUUGAUUUAAUACUGACACUGGUUUCAUGACUGCAGGAUUCACUCCUCAUUUGCUCAUUACCAUGUCACAGUGCAGAUCCAUUUUAGUUUAGUUGUUUAUUCAUUAGCAAGAAACCUCCCAGAAAAGAUACAGGACUUAUUUUUUCUUUCAAAAUCACAAACAGUCCCUAAGGCUAAAGACAUAUCAGGUGAGCUCAGUUAUUAAGGUAUUUCCUUAAUAUCUACUUACAUUUCAUUCAAGCAGUAGCUGACUAGGAAUAACAAUAGACUGAUUUUACCUUCCUGAUCACCAUUGAUGACUUACCAAGGCUUUAUUUCUCAAUUGUUACUUUCAGCUGAGGCCCAACAUUUAAUCCUUCAGUUCCAACAGCUUUUUAGGUUUCUCCAGAUUUUAACUAACUUCCAAGGAGUAUUUUUAUGUAUUUGGGCACCUCAGUCUUCAUUUCCCAGGGCAUAGGGAAAGCCAGGGACUUAGCUGAGAGCUGGGACUCGCAUCUUUCCUCCCUGCUGUACCUGUCCCAUGGUGUCUCCUUGAACUGGGGCUUCCUGUUACCCUCUUUACUGACAGCACACAGAUUGGUGCAGUGUGCCAGGGAUCCAGCUGAUUGCUGGUUAUGAAAAACAGUGAAAUGUUGUAGGUAAGCUUUUCGUUAAGCUGAUUUCAUGCCUUACAGAUAGGUAUUGAUUUCCCAUUUCGAUACGGGCAAGUGAGAUAGGUAAUAAAGUAAUGACAUCUGCAAUGGCUGUCCUUUUCUGCAUGCAACAUUACAUCCUCUCACUGCCUUGAUCAGCCUUGUUCAUAAAGACUUUUAAUUACCCUAGCAGUGAUUAGGGCUCACUCUUAUUGUGACCUUGUGAACUAGGCUGUCUCCUACUGCAGCUGCAUGAAUGUUUCCCAAGAUACAAAUUUCCUGCCCUUCACAAACAUUGUUAUGUGAUUUUGGUAUGGAUUCAGUAGAUUUGAACAAUUAUUUUCAGUAGACAGGAAUGUUAGUUCAGAAUUCUGCUUUUCUUACAUAUUUUAACAUCAGUGAAAUACAAUAAACGUUGUUGC
Molecule: messenger RNA, 5012 nt
Organism: Chiroxiphia lanceolata (lance-tailed manakin)
Lineage: Eukaryota; Metazoa; Chordata; Aves; Passeriformes; Pipridae
Gene: CLDN16
Product: claudin 16
Exons: 5
Coding region: 159-872 (237 amino acids)
Biological process (GO): cell adhesion; bicellular tight junction assembly
Cellular component (GO): bicellular tight junction; plasma membrane
Molecular function (GO): structural molecule activity
Source: RefSeq, a predicted model, not a curated record